AUGAGUUGUACAAGAGUUCUCCAUGCUUUUGGUAGUCACCCCCAGUCCACUAUGAUGCCAGUUGACCUUGCCAUGUGUCUGAGCCUCAGCCAGCGCCAGCCGCUUUAUCAACUGCUGUCCAUGUCUCCUCUGACACCCACGCAGCAUUGUUAUCAGCCGACUGACUGUCAACUGAGAAACAGCCUUCAGCUCCCACGUCCCUCUUCCUAUACUCCUUCAUCCUCACUGUUGCCCUCCUUCUCCAUGCACUCAGAGCCUCGGAGCUGCUUCCGCAGGGACAGUGGUGGUCUGUACAAGAAGCGUGUGGUGUUUGCGGAUGCCAAGGGGUUAGCUCUCACUGCUGUGCGUCUUUUCAUUCCUGAGCCCGCCUCUCACACUUCCACUCUGCUGAUGAAACCCUCUCCAGCCAAACUACAAGACCAACAACUGACGUCAAACAAACUGCAGCGCUACAAGCUGCGACUGGGUUUCUCUCAGCCGUUGCUGGACUUGAAAGCCUUUCUUGCGCGCCUGCACGAGAUGCACGUACAGUUGGGAAACUGCAACAUUUCAGGGCACUCCUUGAGUGGCAAAGUGUGUGUCUCUCAUGCCAGUAUUGAAAAGACUGUGCAUAUAAGGGUGACCUUCAACUCUUGGCGGAGCCAUCAUGAUGUUCCCUGCAUGUUUUCGCAACAGCAAAGGUGUGGGAUUUCUGAAAUGGAUAUUUUUACCUUUGACUUAAACAUACCCAAGAACAUAAAUCCAAAGGAGCGAAUAGAGUUUUGUGUGGCCUUCCGGCCUGGACCUGGCGCCACGCCACACUGGGACAACAACAGGGGACAGAAUUACAGGGUGUGCAUGGAAAAAGAUGGAUCAAAUGCAAACCAAGGAGACACUAACUGCUAUUACCCCACUCUUUCAAAACAGCGGCCUUUACAAAUGUCUCUCAGUAUUAAGAACUCUGCUGAUCUACACUGUCUUCAGGGGAGUUUGUCAAGCAGAGUCAGAGCAGACUGUAAAACCCUGUGUUCAACAAAACAGGCCAUUUGA
This is a messenger RNA of Scomber scombrus (Atlantic mackerel), 1029 nucleotides long. RefSeq names its product protein phosphatase 1 regulatory subunit 3C2, duplicate a (gene ppp1r3c2a). Bases 1 to 1029 code for a protein of 342 amino acids. Gene Ontology annotation, biological process: regulation of glycogen biosynthetic process. The record is from RefSeq and is a predicted model, not a curated record. Lineage: Eukaryota; Metazoa; Chordata; Actinopteri; Scombriformes; Scombridae. The transcript is spliced from 2 exons. Gene Ontology annotation, molecular function: glycogen binding; protein phosphatase 1 binding. Gene Ontology annotation, cellular component: protein phosphatase type 1 complex.